UGCGCGGACAUCCUCCCUCCGCCUAGCGGUGCGGCCGCCGCGCGACUCGCCGGGAGCCCGGCGCUGCCGGGCCCAGGGGCUGGCAUGGCCUGACCGCCCGCAGCGGCGGCGGCUGCAGCAUGGGGAACCAGGACGCGAAGCCGAAGAGAAGCGCGGGCGAUGUCCCGCAUGGAGGCGGCGGCGGUGAGGACGCCGCUGGGCCCCGCGAGGCCGAGGGCACAAAGAAGGCGGGCGGGGGCAAGAAGGCGCCGGGCCGGCACGGAAAGGGGGGCGGCGGCGCGGAGCCGGGCCGGAAGAAGAGCCGGUCGGACCCCAGGGCCUCGGUGUUCUCCAACCUGCGCAUCCGGAAGACCCUGUCCAAGGGCAGAGGUACUGGCGGCUCUCGUGAGGAUGUGCUGGACCCCCAGGCCCUGCAGGCCGGCGAGCUGGACAGCGCCCACUCUCUGGUUACCAAAACCCCAGACCUCAGCCUCUCAGCCGAUGAGAUGGGCCUGUCGGAUACCGAAUGUGCGGAUCCUUUCGAGGUGACGCGUCCCGGGGGCCCCAGCUUGGCCAGGGUCGGCGGCCCGGCAGUAGCCGAGUAUUCGGAGACCGCGGCGGGGGCGCAGGAUGGACAAAGGACCAGCUCGGGGUCGGACACAGACCUCUACAGUUUUCACUCGGCCGCGGAGCAGGAGGACUUGCUCUCGGACAUCCAGCAGGCGAUCCGCCUCCAGCAACUGCAGCAGCAGUCCCUGGGCCCCGAGUCGCCCCCGGUGUCGCCCCCCUCCACCGCCUCUCUGCCUGAGGCCCUGCCGGGCCUGGACCGACCCCCACCGGGCCCCAGCGCCGAAGCGGCGCUGUGCGCGCCCCCCGACAGGCCCCCGGCCGCAGAGCCGCCCGCAGCCACCGCCUUCGCGUCUCCUGGGUCGGUUCCCGGGGACCGAGGGGCAGCGGACACGGACGAGGAAGGCGAGGAGGACGCCUUCGAGGACGCACCCCGAGACUCUCUGGGGGUGGAGUGCGGCCUGGCGGCGGGAGAGGCCCCGCGCACGCCAGGGGCGACGCGCGAGGAGGGCGCGCCGAAGCCCGUCAUCCCCGUGGCCGCCUCCCCGCCACGCAGUCCAGCUUGCAGCCCGCGUCGCCCCCGGGCCCGCCCGCUCCUGGCGCCCUGUUAUGUCCGGACCACCACCCGGCAGCUCAGCUCGCCAGGGCCCUCCCCGUCUCCGUCCCCCAGCCACAGCCCCCGGGUCCAGAGACGGCCGGAGUCCUCCCUGGGCCGCGGUUCCGGAGCCACCGCGGCCCCCGCCGCUGCCCCGGCUAGGAAGCCCCGCGCGGGCCGCAGCCGCUCGGCAGACUGGACUGCGGAGCUGGGCCGUGCUCCCGGGGCGGGGGUCUCGGCGCACCUGGUGCAGCGCGGGGCAGGCGGCCUCCAGGGUGUGUUCGCAGGGAGAACUCUGCUGGAGAAGCUGUUCAGCCAGCAGGAGAACGGGCCUCCAGAAGAAGCAGAGAAGUUCUGCUCGCGAAUCAUCGCCAUGGGGCUCCUCCUCCCUUUCAGCGACUGCUUCCGGGAACCGUGCGGGCAGAACGCCCAGUCCAGCUCAGUUCCGUUUGAUCAAGAUCAACUUUACACCUGGGCUGCAGUUAGUCAACCCACACACUCACUGGAUUAUAUCGAAGGGCAGUUCCCCAGGAGAGUCCCAGCUGCUUGGCCACCAUCUAAACCUCCUGAUGAAGAACACAAGCCUAAGGAUGCUGACACAGACUCUCAAUCUGCUGUUUUAGAAACUCCGAAAAAAUGUUCAGAUGCUGCUCAGCAGGAAGUGUGCGACAUGAAGUCUGAGGGUCAGGCCACUGUCAUCCAACGGCUGGAGCAGACCAUUGAGGAUCUGAAGACCAAGAUAGCUGAGCUGGAGAAGCAAUACCCCACCCUAGACACGGGUCUGGAAGCCCUCAGGUUGGGCGAAAAGGAUGUUGGAUAUGAAAGGAUAGUACAGGCCAAGUCCAUCCAGACGUCCCCGAUGGAAGAGGGUGGUGUGCUGGCACUUCCUCCUGGGGGGGCCGCACCAGUGGGCCCCCCACCCUUGACCGCACAUGGAGAAUCAGCGGGGCUGCCCUUGCCGUCGGGACCUCAGACCAAGUUCUGCUCAGAAAUCUCUUUGGUCGUGUCUCCAAGGCGAAUAUCAGUUCAGCUUGAUGCACAGCCAUCCCUCCAGCCUCCACCGCCUGCAUCCCUCCCCUGGUCUGACAGUCAAGGACAGGCCAGGUCCCAGCCUUCCCAUCCUCCUCUUCACACUGGGUUAGAAACCAGCCACGAGCACUCUGCUUUCCCCUCCUCUGGAAACGGCUAUGACAUCCCCACUGCACCACCUCUGCCUCCAGAGACCUCCUCUCUGAUGCCUGGCCUGGGCAUGGAGGCUUCCCUAGCACCCCUGACCCCCGGUGCACCUGGGCCUGGACUGCCCAGCCCAGCAGGCCUCUCACCUCCUCCUUCUCUAGGUCCAGAGAUGCUGCCACCCCCUCCUCCACCUUUGCCUGGAGUGGGAAUUCCUCCCGCCCCCCCUCUUCCCGGGAUGGGAAUUCCUCCCGCCCCGCCUCUUCCCACCAUGGGAAUACCACCUCCCCCACAUCUUCCUGGGGUAGGAAUUCCUCCCGCCCCUCCUCUUCCCGGGGUGGGAAUCCCUCCUCCCCCUCCUCUUCCAGGGGUGGGGAUUCCUCCUCCCCCUCCUCUUCCAGGGGUGGGGAUCCCUCCCGCCCCCCCUCUUCCUGGGGUGGGGAUCCCUCCCGCCCCACCUCUUCCUGGGGUGGGGAUCCCUCCUCCCCCUCCUCCCCCUCCUCUUCCCGGGGUGGGAAUUCCCCCCGCCCCCCCUCUUCCCGGGGUGGGGAUCCCUCCUCCCCCUCCUCCCCCUCCUCUUCCCGGGGUGGGAAUUCCCCCCGCCCCCCCUCUUCCCGGGGUGGGGAUCCCUCCCGCCCCCCCUCUUCCCGGGUUGGGGAUCCCUCCCACCCCACCUCUUCCCGGGGUGGGGAUCCCUCCUCCCCCUCCUCUUCCAGGGGUGGGGAUUCCUCCUCCCCCUCCUCUUCCAGGGGUGGGGAUCCCUCCUGCCCCCCCUCUUCCUGGGGUGGGGAUCCCUCCCGCCCCACCUCUUCCCGGGGUGGGGAUCCCUCCUCCCCCUCCUCUUCCAGGGAUGGGGAUUCCUCCUCCCCCUCCUCUUCCAGGGGUGGGGAUCCCUCCUCCCCCUCCUCUUCCAGGGAUGGGGAUUCCUCCUCCCCCUCCUCUUCCAGGGGUGGGGAUCCCUCCUCCCCCUCCUCUUCCAGGGGUGGGAAUACCCCCCACCGCCCCUCCUCCCCCACCUCUUCCCAGUGAAGGAAUACCUCCUGCCCCACCUCCUCCUCCUCCUCCUCCGGGUGUAGGGAUUCCACCUCCUCUAACCCCUCCGCCCCCACCCCCUCCUGGAUCAGGCCUUCCUCUCCCACGACAAGUUGGGAGUAGCACUUUACCAACACCUCAGGUGUGUGGCUUUCUUCCUCCUCCGUUGCCUCUUGGCUUGUUUGGAUUUGGGAUGAACCAGGAAAAAGGGAGUAGGAAGCAGCCAGUAGAGCCUUGUCGGCCGAUGAAGCCUCUAUAUUGGACAAGAAUUCAGCUGCACAGUAGAAGAGACUCCAGUGCUUCACUUAUUUGGGAAAAAAUUGAAGAGCCAUCCAUAGAUUGUCAUGAAUUUGAGGAAUUGUUUUCUAAGUCUACUGUCAAGGAAAGGAAGAAACCCAUUUCUGAUACCAUCACAAAGACCAAGGCUAAGCAAGUUGUCAAGUUACUAAGCAACAAAAGGUCUCAAGCAGUUGGAAUAUUGAUGUCUAGCCUUCACUUAGAUAUGAAAGAUAUACAACAUGCUGUGGUGAACUUGGACAAUUCUGUGGUUGACCUGGAGACCCUUCAAGCUCUCUAUGAGAAUAGAGCACAGUCAGAUGAACUGGAAAAAAUUGAAAAGCAUGGCCGGUCCUCCAAAGACAAGGAGAACGCCAAGUCUCUAGACAAACCUGAGCAGUUCCUUUAUGAACUGUCACUAAUCCCCAACUUUUCAGAGCGAGUCUUUUGCAUCCUGUUUCAGUCCACAUUUUCAGAAAGCAUUUGCUCAAUUCGGCGCAAACUGGAGCUGCUACAGAAGUUGUGUGAGACAUUAAAACAUGGCUCAGGGGUUAUGCAGGUUUUGGGUUUGGUUCUUGCCUUUGGCAACUACAUGAAUGGUGGAAAUAAUACUCGGGGACAGGCAGACGGUUUUGGAUUAGAUAUUCUCCCGAAGCUGAAAGAUGUUAAAAGCAGUGACAAUAGCAGAAGCCUGUUGUCAUAUAUCGUGUCAUAUUAUCUUCGCAAUUUUGAUGAGGACGCUGGGAAAGAACAAUGUGUGUUUCCACUGCCUGAACCCCAGGACCUCUUUCAGGCCUCGCAGAUGAAGUUUGAAGAUUUUCAAAAAGACCUCAGAAAACUCAAGAAAGACCUGAGAGCCUGUGAAGUUGAAGCAGGGAAAGUUUACCAAGUGUCCUCAAAAGAGCACAUCCAGCCUUUCAAAGAAAACAUGGAACAAUUUAUUAUUCAAGCUAAAAUUGACCAAGAAGCAGAGGAGAACUCACUGACAGAGACUCAUAAGUGCUUUUUGGAGACUACAGCCUAUUUCUUCAUGAGACCAAAAAUUGGAGAGAAGGAAGUGUCCCCAAAUGUUUUCUUCGGUAUCUGGCAUGAAUUCAGCUCUGACUUUAAAGACUUUUGGAAGAAAGAAAACAAAGUUAUUCUACAAGAAAGAGUAAAAGAAGCUGAAGAGGUGUGUAGGCAAAAGAAGGGAAAGUCACUCUAUAAAAUAAAACCAAGACAUGACUCUGGAAUUAAAGCAAAAAUAAGCAUGAAAACCUGACCAAUGAAAAGCAGAACAAAAAUAAGUCACUGAAGCCACUUCCACAGAAUUCAGCCGGCCUGAGGGCAGGAAGGAAACUCAUCAUUUUGAUCAUGUUUCUUCUUGGCCUCUUGCAUAAUCUUUAUGUUUUCCAGACAGUUUACUGAUUGUUGAAUUCUACACUGUAUUCAUAUAAAAAUGCAAAAGCAGUAGGCCAGUGGAGAAUGUGACACCUUUUCUUUUUGAAAAAGUUUAUGGUAUUUUACCAAUAGACCAAAACAGCAUGUGUAAGAGGCAGUAUCUGCAUUAAUUCUGAACAUGCUAAACAGUAACCUCCAACUUACUGUUGUGAGAAUAUUCCCUGUCACAGCGAAACACUCUCCUGACGACCAGUACUCCACCUCACUGCAUUUAGAUUUAUGGUUAACAUGUUAUUUCUAGUGACUUGUUUGUAUCAGUUUCACAUCUACAUAAAAAAUUUUCUAUUUUAAAAUUGAGGUACCAUUUAUAUAUGUCAUAGAUAAAGCUUUCCCGGCUCUAGGGUUGGUCUCUGUAACUAUAUAUUUGUGAAAGAAGAUUAUCAUUUUUUUUUAUUCAUCAGACAAUGAAUAGAAAAAAAUAUAGCAAAAGGAAAACCCUUUCUAUACAUCAUUUAAUAUAGGCAGGAAUCAUAAUUUUAAGGUAAAUGAGGGCCUUUAUCAACCAUGUCCUUUAGGACCUACAUAAAGCCAGUCUGCAGCAAAGGUCAAUUAAACCAAAGUUGUGCCUCUCUAACUUUUACCAUUGCCCUUCUCAAAGAAAAUGACACAGUGCUUUUAAAUGAUCCUCAUAAAAUUUCCAAACCUGACAGCUGUUGGCAAAAAAAAAAAAAAAGAGUAACUUUUAGAUGGAUUGAUAUCUACCUAGGACUUGUUCAUUAAACCCACCUGCCUGAGUAUUGUGACUUGAUUGGGGUUUUCUUUAUGUGUUAGGGCAGUUAAUCAAAAGCUAUGAAAUGAGUAUGCAAGAGUUUAUGAUCUAAAGGAGCCUAGGAAAAGAUUUUAUUUUAGUUUGAGAGGGAAAAAGUAUAUCUCCACUCUUUCUCAGAGUAUUUUAAAGUCACUCCUGAAGCAUUGUGAUGGCUUUGUCUAACAUUAAUAGAUUUUUAAAAAUGAUAUGUGUUGGGGUAUGAAUAAAGGGGAGACUGUUGCUAUUGCAAACCAAUUACGGAAGCAACUUAAAAAGAAAAUCUGAAUUGUAACUAUGUUUCUAUUUAUGUAAAAUACUGUCCUGACCUUUCAGUCUGUAGUUGAUGUGCACAGACACAGUAGUAGCUCUCGGGUUGCUGUUCUGCCAUCUUCCUGUCUCCUUCAGUCCCUCCAUGUGUAUAUGAACUUCAAUGAUAUAAUGGGGCAUUUAACAGAGAUUGCUAUGUGCAAUACUGUAUUUAGUGUUUCUAUUUUAAUUUUUCUAGGAUGUUAAUUUAUAUGAAAAUAAAAUGCAUAAUAAAAGA
This is a messenger RNA of Cervus elaphus (red deer), 6354 nucleotides long. RefSeq names its product formin 2 (gene FMN2). The record is from RefSeq and is a predicted model, not a curated record. Gene Ontology annotation, biological process: intracellular transport. The transcript has 18 exons. Bases 120 to 4883 code for a protein of 1587 amino acids. NCBI's taxonomy places the organism in Eukaryota, Metazoa, Chordata, Mammalia, Artiodactyla, Cervidae. Gene Ontology annotation, cellular component: endoplasmic reticulum membrane; cytoplasm; nucleus.